AAGGUAGACAACGCAGACAUCCCAACGCAGCAAGCUGACCGACCUUCCCCUCCUCUUCCGCUACCUAAGAGUGCUAGCUAAGGUAUGUGACUUUACCUAUGUAAGCAUCGUAAGGUACUUUUUCCGUGCCUGACUAACAUUACCUACCUUAGAGACACAGACCCCCCCGUUGACAUUUGCUUACACACGACUUUUUCUGAAUCUGCUGGGACCUUGUCACUGGCAGCCGGCAUCCACCCGUUGCCAUUGUAUCCGAUUGUUGCUUGUUGCAUUGUACCCAACUUUCCACCAACGCCCGAACUGUUCCUCCCGAUUAUUACAACCUCUUCUCCUCCCAUCUCGGAUAGAACCUCUUGCAUAUCUACAACUCUCACACCAACCCCGUUGCUCAAGAGCAGCCACCCCCCGCCAUCUCCCAUAAUCUCCAUUCCACAAACGCCUCGAAAUCCUACCCCGCGAAAACACACCUCAAAAGAAGCAUCGUCACACACACACAGCAACGACUCUCCCGCCUCUCUACAUCUUCCCAAUCACCAAAGCCCACCUUCAACCUCCAUAACCCCCCCGCGACACAGCAGCAGCAAACAUGGUCGACCGGCCCAACAAGCCCACCGCCCUGGCCACCACGCCCGGCCUCCCGCCCCAGGCCACCGUCGACAUCACCCACAACAACACCCGCGUCUCCGCCACCCUGCCCACCGGCGAGUCCGUCGAGGUCCUCCUCCACGGCGCCACCGUCCUCUCGUGGAAGUCCGCCGCCGGCGCAGACCGCCUCUGGCUCUCCGAGUCCACCGUCCUCGACGGCUCCAAGCCCGUCCGCGGCGGCAUCCCCCUCGUCUUCCCCGUCUUCGGGCCCCCCUCCGACGCCCACCCGCCCACCGCCAAGCUGAGCCAGCACGGCUUCGCGCGCAGCUCGCGCUGGGAGUUCCUCGGCAAGUCCACCAGCGAGGGGUCCGCCGGCUCGGAGUCCUCCGUCAAGCUCGACUUUGGCCUGUCCUCGGCCAACCUCGACGCCGACACCCAGGCCAAGUGGGGGUACAAGUUUGGCGCCAUCUACAGCGUGUCGCUCGACCGCGAGACGCUGUCCACGUCGUUGGUCAUCACGAACGAGGGCGAGGAGGCCUUUGAUUGCCAGGUCCUGAUGCACACCUACCUACGCGUCAACGACAUCACAAACAUCUCAGUGCAAGGCCUCGACGGCGCCGCCUACACCGACAAAGUCGACAACGGCGCCUCAAAGUCCCAGUCCGGCGACGUCACCAUCACCCAAGAGACGGACCGCAUCUACACCCCCACCGGCGGCCCCCGGGCCCCCGUCACCGUCCUCGAGAGCGGCAAGCCCCUCUUCUCCGUCGUCCGCGACAACCUCGACAACGUCGUCGUCUGGAACCCCUGGGUCGACAAGGCGCAAGGCAUCGCCGACUUCGCCCCCAAGGACGGCUACAAGAACAUGCUGUGCGUGGAGCCCGGCGCCGUCAAGGAGUGGCAGAAGCUCGAGCCCGGCGACGCGUUCGAGGGCGCCCAGGUCAUUACGGCGAGCUCGAACUGAUGCCAGGGGAUGGUGGAGAGGGGAAAGCUGUGAGAAUGAGAGAGAGAAGGGAGGUGGGGUCCAAGUCACAUCGACCAGGUGGGUUGCGUGAGGAAACGAGAAAGAGAGGCGGGGAGGGAGGACUUAAAGCAAUAACUGGAAAAAGAAUCUCGGGACAAACCUAACCAAAGGAAGAAUCUUGAGCUAGAAGGGAUAUUUAGACGGCCAGACGUGGAGAGACAGUGAAGGCCGAAAGUUAUCAUGAACCAGCAGGCGCGCGCGUUAAGGGAAAGCAGGCCCGGAAAC
Colletotrichum scovillei is the source of this 1834-nucleotide messenger RNA. RefSeq names its product aldose 1-epimerase. Bases 587 to 1549 code for a protein of 320 amino acids. The transcript has 2 exons. Gene Ontology annotation, biological process: carbohydrate metabolic process. Gene Ontology annotation, molecular function: carbohydrate binding; isomerase activity. The record is from RefSeq and is a predicted model, not a curated record. Lineage: Eukaryota; Fungi; Ascomycota; Sordariomycetes; Glomerellales; Glomerellaceae.